This is a messenger RNA of Phlebotomus papatasi, 4512 nucleotides long. RefSeq names its product patj homolog (gene Patj). Lineage: Eukaryota; Metazoa; Arthropoda; Insecta; Diptera; Psychodidae. The transcript is spliced from 4 exons. Bases 280 to 3030 code for a protein of 916 amino acids. The record is from RefSeq and is a predicted model, not a curated record. Gene Ontology annotation, molecular function: protein binding.
AGGCGCUGGGAGUUUUCCAAUCUGUCACUCCCAUAAAGUUAAUCGCCAGAAAAACAAGAAAGUUUUUCAUGAAUAUCUCGCCAUAAAAUCCAUCGGAAAAUGUUUUGAUUGUUACUUUAUACUAAAUAGGUGUUUCGGUUGCGUGUGCAGUUGUUAUCUGGCGGUUUUAUCGCGUGAAUUUCAUUUUAUUUCACCGUACAAUUUCGACCUAUAUAUCUUACGUGUAAUCGGAAGGGAGUGUUUUAUUUUACUUGGAUUUAGUAACCGAAUUUCGUCAGGAUGCACCUAAAUGCCGAUAUUUCAAGUGCUCUUCAGCAGAUUGAAGCAAUCAAGAAGGUGGUGGACGAGUCUGAUGACCCAAAACUGCAGCAAGCCACGAGUGAUGAACUCAAACUCAUCUUGGACAUUCUGACGGAUCCUGUCUUCCGGAACAUUGUCCAAGUGCAGGAUUCCCUGGCAGAGCUCAAUACACAAAUCGCCAAGCAUCCCUCCAUUCUUGCUGGAGAUUUUGACAUUACUGCAUCUGGAGAUCUUGUUCUCACUGUUCCAGCCACUCCUGAGUUGUAUGCUGAGUAUCCGGAUGAGCAACGGGUUCCUAGUGCUCAGCUAUCUCCUCGUGAUUCUGUUAGUCCGUCCACUGUCGCCCACAACUUCAACAGCCUUUCUGGACCCAUCGGAAGUGUUUCCGAUCAGAUUCUCUCAAUGGAAUCGCAUCAGUUUUCAUCUCUGACGAAGAAGAGUCAUCAGGGAGAUGGAACAUUGCCGCGUGGGAUGACCAGCGAUGAGGAGCGUCCUCAAUCAGCAGUGAGUGAAGCGUCCACGAAGCAUACCAACGAGGUGAUUCCAUCGGAAUGGGCACAGAUCCAGGCAAUUGAGUUGAUCAAUGACGGAACGGGUCUAGGAUUCGGAAUAAUCGGAGCCAGGACAUCCGGAGUGAUUGUUAAGACGAUCCUUGCGGGCGGAGUUGCCGACAGGGAUCAGCGUCUUCGCAGUGGAGAUCAUAUUCUACAAAUUGGCGAUGUAAAUCUCCACGAUAUGGUGUCUGAGCAAGUGGCUUCGGUUCUCAGGCAAUCUGGGACUCACGUGCGUCUCGUUGUGGCGCGCCCUGUAGAUCCCAUGACAGCCACACAGGAUGUGGAAGGCACAGCAAUUGUUCCAUCGCGACUCCUUACAGAUCCAGCCGAAUUGGAGCGAUAUCUCAUUGCCGCUGGUUAUCCGGAGAUUUUCGGAGAUACCUCUACUCCAUCCACGCCAACGUCCUCCUCGCAAGCAGGUGGCGAACAGAGAUUCAAAUAUGGCGGAGAUAUCAGUAUGCGACCUCGAUUGUCGCCUCCACUUGGGGAUCUUGAGUUGCCGGAAACUGAGAGGUUUACCGUGGAACUGACCAAGGAUAGCAAUGGCUUAGGUAUCACAAUUGCAGGCUAUGUUUGCGAAAAGGAGGAACUGUCUGGAAUCUUCGUGAAGAGCGUCUCUCCGGGAAGUGCAGCAGAUAUCAGUGGGAAGAUUCAGGUGAAUGAUCGGAUCAUCGAAGUGGAUGGACAGAGUCUCCAAGGCUUCUCCAAUCAUGAAGCAGUGGAUGUGCUCAAGAAAAGUGGAACUGUCGUGAGUUUGUGUCUCGAACGCUAUCUAAGGGGACCAAAGUACGAACAGCUUCAGCAAGCCAUUGCUGCCAAUGAACUCAAACCCUCAACUCCAGCCACUCCACCCCAUGUGCAAUAUCCAGGACGUCCUCUGAGUGCUUCAUCAUCACACUAUCGUGAUGAUCUGGAACGUAGUGAGAAGAAACAUUCAAUCGGAUCGGUUCCGGAUCUUCUGGAGAAGCCUGAUAUUGUGACAAAGAAGAAGCAUUCGAUGGAUAGCUCAGUGUUAGCAGGGAGGAAGUUGGCACAUGCUCGGGACUCGUUGGAAUCUAAAAGUGAUCAGUUAAAUAAGGAUAUCCCACAGGAGUCGAGCGUGUCCACAUGCGAAGAUGUUGGUGAGGAUGAAGAAGAACUCAUUGUGCACCCAAGGAAGAUGAGUAUCAUUGAGACAGCCAAUAUUGCGACCAUCAACAAACACAAAUAUCACGUUGAACCUGUGCUAACGGAAGAAAUCGAAGCUUCUAUCCGCAAAAAGUGGCAUGCGAUCGUUGGGAAUGACGUGAUCAUCGUUGUGGCACAGAUUCGCAAGUUCACUCCUGUGAGUGGUCUGGGAAUCUCCCUUGAGGGCACCGUUGACGUCGAGGGAGGUCGAGAAGUUCGUCCACAUCACUACAUCAGAUCCAUUCUUCCGGAAGGACCUGUGGGUCAAAAUGGUUUACUCCAGUCAGCAGACGAACUCCUAGAGGUGAAUGGUCAGAGGCUCUUAGGCAUGAAUCACUUGGAAGUUGUAUCAAUUCUUAAGGAAUUGCCACAGGAUGUCAGAAUGGUGUGCGCCAGGGAUAAGAAUCAAAUGGUGCCAUUUACAGAGGAAAAUAUUUGCAAUGCUCUCGGAUUGGGGUUCCAGAGUUCGCCCAAUUUGGAGAAUCUAACUCCAGCAUCGGAGCGUUUGGUAAAGGCUAAAUCCGAUGGAAGCCUUGCUACAUCGGCAUCCAGUCAGACGGAGGAGAAUUUCAUCAAGAUCAAAUCCAGAUCCCUUGAACCUCUAACUGGCCUUGCAAUGUGGAGUUCUGAACCACAAAUAAUUGAACUGGUGAAAGGUGAACGUGGUCUGGGCUUCUCCAUCCUCGACUACCAGGAUCCCCUGGAUUCCAAUGAUACCCUGAUCGUCAUAAGAUCUCUUGUUCCUGGUGGAGUAGCUCAGCUCGAUGGGCGACUCAUUCCAGGUGAUAGGUUGCUCUUUGUCAAUGAUAUCAAUCUGGAGAAUGCAUCUCUAGAUCAGGCCGUACAGGCGCUCAAGGGAGCUCCCAAGGGGAUUGUCCGGAUAGGUGUGGCCAAGCCUCUGCCCAUGACAGACACGUCAACGAUGCAGUUGGGCGAGAGGGUGCCAGUAGAGGUGCCCCAUGAUUCAAGUGGUAAACACGAUCCGAAGAUGGAAUGGCAUCACAAAUAAUAUUGGGUUAUACCCAAGACCGAUUUUGAGGAAUUUCUCACACUCUAUAGACGUCUCAUGAAAUUGGCGGAUUUCUUUCAAUAUACAUCAUCAAUGGCGCGCAAGUGAUUGCUCUACCGAAAAAAAUAAAUAAAAUGACGCAAAAUGCAUUGGGAUUAUGGGGAGGAGAAGGGUGAAUGGGCAUGGGGAUGAUUGGAGAUGAUUGAUAAAUGAGGACACAUCCCCAAAAGAACCAAAAAAAAAAGACACAAUCAUAAUAAUGUUUAUAGUAAAGCCCGUCCUUUUCAAUUUCCCUAGACCAUAUUCCUAAUUUUCAUCCUCAUUGGUCAUCCUUUCAGUCAAACAGGUAAGUGAAAUUUGACUAUUUUCAUCCACCUUUAUCAUCACCCGACACAUUCCACAGAGACAUUCCUAAGUUUCUUAUCUUUUAAGUGAGGAAAAAACUUGUUAAGGUCCUCAAAAAAUCGGUUGUAGGGUUGUGCAGCAAGGAGAAAAGUCGAUGUGAGAUAAAAGAAAAAUUAUCCGAAUUGGACGUGAAAUUUUAAAAUUCUUCUCUAGCAAAAUAUUUAAGUAAUUUGAAAAGUAAAUUCCGCAAUAAAAAAAUGUAAGAUUAAUAAAAAAAAGUCUCCUUCUAAAAUCGUUCCACGAGAGGAAUGUAAUUUUUGAAUUGUAGGUGUUAAGGAAUUGGAAUCGCAAUGAAUUGUCACGAUUUUAAAUGGACUUUACGUAAUAUGAUGAAGAAGUUAUAAUAAUGACAAAUUUUAGCUCAAAAGAAAAACCUAUCAUUGCUCUCAAUAAAAAAAUACUAUUUAAAAAAAAAUAAAAUGAAGAAAAUAGGGAAAUAAUCCUAAGGAAAAACUAGCUGAUCAUUUAGAAAAAUAAAGCCGCAAGAGGAAUUUAAAUGUCAAUGAAAACCAAACCACUUAAUAGAAAUGAAGCAUUCGCAAGAAGAAAAUUGUAAAAUCGCUUUUCGCUGCAGGAAAAUACCACACAGUAUCACAACAUAGUGUAUUAAGAAUACAAAAAAAAAACAACUCCCCAAACUCCACUAUUGCUGAUGAGAAGUAGUGCAAUUUGCCAAAAGGAGAAAUCAUGCAAAAUUAGUAAGAAAAUAUUGUUACUUUUUUCAGUACUUAUUAUUCCAGUAUUAAGAAUAUUGCUGUAUUCCUCUUUAUUGAAUUUUAAUCAUUUGUUAGAUAAUUUUUUUCCUUUUAUUGUUCUUUAUUGAAAAGUUAAAGAGACAUCUUCGAUACAAGGGAAUAAAUUAGGAAAAAAAGACAAUUUUAGAUAGUGUUUAAGGUAUAAAAGAAAGAUAUAGAGGUGAGAAGAACUUUAGUUAUUAAUGAUUUUAUGGAAAGUUUUCUCCCUCAAUGACAAUUUAGUAAAAAGACAUAAUUAUAUUGCGAAUGAUAUUUUACGUAUACACCCCCUCUCUUAUUUUCAGUGACUUAAUUGAGAAUAAAAAUCUGUUGGCCACACAUA